GAAAAGUUCAUGGGGGCGGUUGCAGACAGAGUUGCAGAUGCGAUUUGGCGCGGGUAUUCAUUUCCAGCGCGUCAUCUCGCUUCCCACUCAACAUCGCCAUGAACGCCGCCCUCCUACAGCAGAUCCAGCGCAAGUACUCUCCCCCGCACACAGCGCACCGCUCACCCAGUCGCAGAGGGCAAGGGUCUCAGGAAGGCCCACGUCAACGACAGGUCCGCCCCCCUCGUGGCUGCUGCUGGUGGUGGUGCCGCCGCCACCAGCAGUGCCAGCGCCAGCACUGCGCCCCGACCCCCCUCAGCCCCCGCCUCAGCCCCCGUGCCGGCCGGGAACGACCCCGCGUCGCAGCUCGCAGGCCUCUUUGCCGGCGGCAUGCCCACUCUGCGAAAGACGGGCGACAGGCCAGCUGGUACGGGUCUUGCGAAACCGCCUUCCGUCCCGUCCCCCAGAGCCCCGUCUAAGCCGUCCGCACCGCCGCCCCCAGCACCGUCUGGUCCACCCAGCCGCACUGCCCCGCCGGCCCCUCCAGCACCGCCAGCACCGCCAGCACCGCCAGCGCCCCCAGCCCCCCCGGCGCCCCCGGCACCAACUCGACACGUCCCACCGCCUGCGAGAGCUACACCGCCUGCGCCGCCGGCACCGACGUCCUCUCGAGCGCCUCCCAGAGUGCCUCCCGCCCCGCCCGCUCCAUCUCGAACAGCCCCUCCUGCGCCUGCACCGCCUGCACCACCAGCGCCUGCACCUCCUGCGCCUGCACCACCCGCCCCACCCGCGCCCCCCGCCCCUCCCGCGCCAGCCCCCCCCGCCCGAAAUGCUGUCCACCGAAAAGAACCCGCACCGCCUUUGCCUGGAAGGUCGCCUGCGCCAUCAUUACCCAACAGACCAACAAACAGCGUCCCAGCGAGAGCCGUGCCACCACCUCCGCCUAGGCCGUCCUCCAUGACCGGCGGACGAGCACCUCCGCCGCCGCCGCCUCGCCCCACAGGCCCACCCACCCUUCCGUCUCGCCCUGCAAGCUCUUAUGCCGCUCCUAACCGCGCACUCCCUCCAGCUAUACCGUCUCGUACAGACUCGAGCAACUUGGCGCCUCCUACGCCUCCACGUCGACCAUCGUCCGUAUCGGCGCCGCCGGCACCUCCGCCUCCUGCACCGGCACCUCCUGCACCUGCACCUCCGGCACCUCCUGCACCCGCCGCACCUGCUCCACGAAGGAUGAUCCCACCGCCAGCUCGAUCCAUCCCUUCCCCCGCUCCCCGUGUAGUACAGCCAGAACCGGAGCCAGAGCCAGAACCAGAGUACUAUGGACAAGAGGAAGAGACCGCGCCGCCGCCUUUGCCUGCUGGACGACCUGCUUCUCGACUCCCUCCCCCUCCGCCAAGCGCACCUCCUCCCCCCCCUCCCGGGCCUAGCCCUGCAUCGCGAGCUGCACCCCCCGCACCGGCUCGAGCACCCCCCGCACCUGCUCGAGCACCCCCCGCACCGGCUCGAGCACCACCUUCCCCUGCUCUGGAGAGGAACCGACCCCAUCCGGCGGGAACGGCCUUUGCGCCUCCUCCCCCUCCGGGCAUCUCACCCGCAGCAGGUACCAACCGUUCAUCCCUCGCGCCUCCCAUCCUCGCUUCACGCCCCCGGCCCCAAAGUCUACAUGCAAGUCGGACGAAUGUCGCACAGCGUUCCUCAGAGGCCGUGGACAGUGAUGGCGGUGCAGACGGGGAUAGCGGUGCAGAGGAUCAAGUACCCGAGCCGCCUGCCGUGGUGGGAAGCUGGACGUUCCCCAUGAAGGGCAUGUUCCCCGCACCGAGGCCGUGGUCCGGUGGGAGAAAGACAUAUGUCAGUGGGAAUAUGCAUGGCGGUGGGAUUGGCUUCUAAGAUGGUAAUAAUAGCGUAAACGGGAAAAGAGGAUGCAUAUAUGUAUUGAU
This is a messenger RNA of Cryptococcus deneoformans JEC21, 1916 nucleotides long. RefSeq lists its product as hypothetical. Lineage: Eukaryota; Fungi; Basidiomycota; Tremellomycetes; Tremellales; Cryptococcaceae. The transcript has 6 exons. The record is from RefSeq and is a predicted model, not a curated record. Bases 370 to 1866 code for a protein of 498 amino acids.